Lacerta agilis (Sand lizard) is the source of this 5450-nucleotide messenger RNA. It is a transcript of the gene PLEKHG1, whose product is annotated as pleckstrin homology and RhoGEF domain containing G1. The transcript is spliced from 18 exons. Lineage: Eukaryota; Metazoa; Chordata; Lepidosauria; Squamata; Lacertidae. Bases 278 to 4882 code for a protein of 1534 amino acids. The record is from RefSeq and is a predicted model, not a curated record. Gene Ontology annotation, molecular function: guanyl-nucleotide exchange factor activity.
AAGGCUCUUAGCGAUGCCGACGACUGCAUUUGGUGUGGGCAAUGAGAAAGUUGUGAAUCAGGUUCCUGUGGAGCCUUUUGUGCAUUAGGGUUUCGAUAGCCGAAAGCUGACUCAGGCAGUAUUUCUACCAAAGGAGCUGAACAGGCUAGCGAGACCAUCUCAUUUUACCUUAGUGCCGGACUGAGGUGAUUUGGGGGAACUGCUGGAGUUGGAGAAUGCAUUUAUCUUCUAUUACACAGAUGGCUACCAUUUGCCUCUUGCCGUGCUGCCUCCUGUGAUGGUAGGCACGACCCCCAAGACAACAGGGGAGAGCCUGCACAGAGAAGACGGACACUUCCACUACUGUGGGAUUAAGACCAUGGAACUGUCAGACAGUGACCGUCCUGUUAGCUUCAGCUCCACCUCAUCUUCUGCAUCCUCCAGGGAUAGCCACUGUUCCUUUGGCAGCAGAACAACACUAGUUUCAAACAAUCACCUGGGCUUAUUCAACCAGGAUAAGGAAACGGGGGCCAUAAAGCUAGAGCUGAGCCCGGCCCAGCGAUUUUCCAGCAAGGAGCUGAGAAAAAACAACCCUCCAAAGGAGCAGACCUCUGACGGAAGUCUUGGGAGAAGGCCAAGUAUGCCACGGAGAGCUGAAUCUAAGGAAAGUAGCAGAAACUGUGUCAUGUCCUUGAUCGCUGAGCCUCCAAGCCCAAAGCUCCUGUACGUUGACAGAGUGGUCCAAGAAAUCCUGGAGACAGAGAGGACGUAUGUGCAGGAUUUAAAAAGUAUCAUGAAGGAUUACCUUGAUUGUAUCACUGACCAAUCCAAACUCUCUUUGGGGAUGGAGGAACGAUCAGCUUUGUUUGGAAACAUAAAAGACAUCUACCAUUUCAACAGUGAACUUCUGCAAGAUUUGGAAAACUGUGAAAAUGAUCCUGUAGCUAUAGCAGAAUGUUUUGUUUCUAAGAGUGAAGAGUUCCACAUAUAUACACAGUAUUGCACCAAUUAUCCAAGGUCAGUGGCUGUACUUACAGAGUGCAUGAGGAACAAGUCCCUGGCGAAGUUUUUCAGAGAGAGACAAGAAGCUUUACAACAUUCUCUGCCUUUAGGAUCUUACCUCUUAAAACCUGUUCAGCGAAUACUCAAGUAUCACCUUCUUUUGCACGAGAUAGAAAACCACCUUGACAAGGACACUGAAGGUUAUGAUGUGGUUUUAGAAGCCAUAGAUACGAUGCAGAGAGUGGCGUGGCAUAUUAAUGACAUGAAGAGGAAACAUGAACAUGCUGUCAGGCUGCAGGAGAUACAAAGCUUACUCACUAACUGGAAGGGACCGGACCUUGCUAGUUACGGCGAGUUGGUUUUGGAAGGAACAUUCCGCAUCCAGAGAGCCAAGAAUGAGCGCACUCUGUUCCUCUUUGACAAGCUGCUGCUCAUUACGAAGAAGAGGGAAGAGACUUUCACCUACAAAGCUCAUAUCUUGUGUGGCAAUCUCAUGCUGGUGGAAGUCAUACCAAAGGAGCCUCUGAGCUUUAGUGUCUUCCAUUACAAAAAUCCCAAGAUGCAACAUACUGUUCAGGCUAAAUCACAGCAAGAUAAGCGCCUUUGGAUUCUUCACUUGAAGAGAUUAAUUCUUGAAAACCACCCUGCCAAAAUCCCAGCUAAGGCCAAGCAAGCAAUUCUUGAAAUGGAUGCUAUCUAUCACCCAGGAUUCCAUUAUAGCCCAGAAGGAGAAAUGAAAGCAUCGAGUAAUUCUAAAGAAGGAAUCGCCCCACAGAGGGUGAGAAGGAAGUCAGAACCUUCAUCCAGAGCCCAUAAAAUCAUAAAGCCAAGUGAAAUGGAUCCAGACCCGAAAAAGCGGAUCAGUAUUGAAGGAACCCUGCUAUCUCAGGCUGAAGCCCUCCUCAGUCCUAGGAAAAAGUUUUCACUGAAUCACAAAGGACUGGACUCCAAUGAAGUGGCCUAUAGUAGCAACCAAGAGGAUAACGCCCUCACUGGUGUUAUGGAUCAGACUGAUGCUGAUGAUGAGGAAGAGACUGAACAGACCACACAACAAAAUUCCCAGCAGAAACCAAAAGGAGGCCGCAAAAGGUUAAACAGUCAAGUUGCUGAAAAUUUUGAGAAACGAAGAAGUGUUAAUCUCAGUAAAUGUGAAAUGAAGAAUGCAAAGGAGCCUGCAAAUGAAGCACCUUCCCAGGUCAACACAAAGCUUUCAUUUUCCUGCAGUGGAGGUGGUCAUCCAUCUCGGCAGUUUCCACCACCAAACAGCACAUUUAUGGCGAAUAUUUUGGGUAGAACAGAUGCGGUGAGAAACAUCUGGACAGACCACCAUAUUCGGCAAGCCCUGUUCCCAAGCAGACGCCCCCCGCAUGAGAACACAGAGGACGAAGAUGAUUAUCAGAUGUUUGUACCGUCAGACUCUACAUCCAACUUGGUUUCCAUUGCCUGUGAAGAGAAAGAGCCUUCGGGCCGCCCUUGCAGCUGGCACGUAGGACUAGCUCACCAGAGGGACGUUUCUAGUUCCAACUCUCACAGAAUUGUGAGGCGGGCCAGCAGUGCUGGGGAAAGUAAAACUUCUCCAUCUGGUUCAAGAUACAGAAAAAAUGACCUUGGUCAGGAUGCUACUUGGAGUGAAAUAAAAAGUUCCAGGAGUGACAUGGACAAUCUGCAGGUGUACCUAGAAUCUUCAGAAGAACUGACUAUUGAUGACAUAGAUCAUGUCUAUGACAAUAUAAGUUUUGAAGAUUUGAAACUAAUGGGUCUCACUCGGAGGGAAGCGUCUGACCGUGCUCCACAAGGGUCAGCUAGAGACUCGCUCUAUGAGGCUCAAGACCAAGACAUUGCUUUCAGUAAAAGACAGGCACCUCAAAGCAGGACCUCUAUUUCUACCAGCAGAAAUGAAACUACUCCCAGGAGAGGAACUCCACCUGUAAGCUCUCAUGAUCUAAGGAUCAGUGAGGAAAAUAUCUAUGAUACCAUAGUCCUCCCAGAGCAAUCACUGACAAAUUUCAAAUGUGAUCGCCUUAAGUGUUCCAAAAAGAGGAGUUUUCUGGGUCUGGAAACAGAUUUUGCAUGCUGUGACCACCUGCGACAGUUUGUUUCUGAAGAAAGCCUCCAUUUCAGUGAAGAUGAAAAUCCCUAUCAUUGUGUUCCAUUAGAUCAUGAUUAUUUGAGCUUAGUGGAUAGCUCAUCCAACUCUGAUUCACACUCUCACAAAUCUGCUGCAGACAAAUUGUCUGAGGAAGUGGAUGAAAUCUGGAAUGACCUGGAGAAUUACAUCAAGAAGAAUGAGGAAAAGACGAGAGACCAUGUCCUUGCAGCUUUUCCUGUCUGCAAAGAUGACAUAGACAACAACACUCCUACUAGAACUACUUGUGAGUUAAAUAAAGAUGUGGGAUAUUCACUCCCCCCUCUCUCACUGCCAGAAACACCUGCUUUCCCUAAAGCUUUGCCCAACAAAGUUGCCAGGUUGAGUGAAGCCAACCUCAGAUUCGAGGAGGAAGCAUCGCCAUGUAAGGAAACACCAUGCAGAGCAAAUUCCUUGAUGAGUCUCAACAGAUCUUCCCUCUCCAAUGAGAGAGCUUUUGUAGAUAGUCUUUAUGAAACUGCCAGUAGUAUUCUGUGCAGUGCAAAUGCAGAAAGUACUGACAAUGAACUGGAUGCUGUGGAUAAAACAAAGAACCGGGUCUUCACAAUGGCAAGACAGUACAGCCAAAAAAUUAAGAAGGCAAACCAACUUUUGAAAGUAAAAAGCCCAGAGCAAGAGCAACUUCUGAGCAGGCAACAUAAAUCAAGGCACAAGGACUUAGCAGCCAUUUUGGAAGAGAAGAAACAAGGAGGCCCUGCCAUUGGUGCCAGAAUUGCUGAAUAUUCCCAGCUCUACGAUCAGAUUGUUUUUCGGGAAACCUCACCCCAAAAGACCAGUUCUCAAGACCCAUCAAACAUAAGGUAUUCCUCACCAGUGUCAACAUCUCAGUUAGCUGAGGAAUGCUUCAGAGCAGAAGACUGGUUGCACUCAACAUACAGUAAUGUGGAACUCUCAGAUUUCUCUCCCUGGCUGGAAGCCCCACACCUGAAGGCCAGAAGCUCCCCUUCGGAAAUGAGUGCAAAGCAGAGACAGUUGCCAGCGGCCUGCUCAGUGCCUUCCCUUCAGACUCCUCUUCGCCCGCACAUUCCUGCACAAAGGUGGAGCGCAAUUAUAAGUCAGCCUAACAAAGAGAACUUGCACCACAGUCAGGUUUUUAAUUCUUUAGGAAGACGGGAAAGCAAUGCAAAGUCACAGGUGUAUAGCAGGUCACAAUCAUCUUCCUCUAUUGUGGCCAGCAAGUCUGGGGAUUCAAUAAAUUAUCCACAUGAAAUGGACAAGAAGCAGCUGCAUUCAGACAGGAACUUUCUCUCUGAACACUAUAAAGAAUCUGUGCCAGGUGCCACCCCAGGACUUGCAGGAUGUGAUGGAGCAAAGCAGAGCCUUGAGAAUUGCUCCGAAAUGAUUCUGCAGGAUUCUCAAAAAAUUCUUAGAGUUAACAGAAACUUGCUCUCAAAUGCACAAAUAGCUACCCAGAACUAUUUUUCUAACUUCAAAGACACUGAUGAUGGAGAAGGGGAUGAUGAUGACUAUGUUGAAAUAAAAUCUGAAGAUGAGGGCUCCGAUUUAGAGAGUUUCUACAACCAAACAAAACUCUCGGAUCCAAACAUAAAUGUACAUUGCGCUGCUUCAGAAACUUGUAGUGACAAAAAUAUGCCCCUGGCUCCUGCUAAGGCAUCAGACUCUUUCCUGGCCACAUGUAGUGAUUCAGAUAAAUUGAACGAUUACCUAUGGAGGGUACCAUCUCCUAAUCAGCAGAACAUUGUCCAGUCCUUAAGGGAAAAAUUUCAGUGUCUUAGCUCAAGCAGCUUUGCUUGAAAUUUUUUUUUUUAUUCCUAACAUUAUGCCUUAAUGCUGACAAAGUUAUAAUAGGGCUGCCUGUACUGGUAAUGUACAUUGUGGUGUGUAUAUUUUAACUAUCGUGUAGUGAGAAAUUUAAAGUGACUAGUUUUGCACUGUCAAGCUAUUGACUUACGUUGCAGGCAGAUUUCUGGCUAGCUUUUCCUUGCAUCCAUUCUUAACAGUGGCCCCUAUGCUGAAAUCAUGGCAAUGAUUUUAUGAGAGCCAGUCAUGUAGGCCAGAAUUCUGAUUUUGUUCUAGGAAUGGCAUUAAUGCUGAAAAGCAGGGGGGGGGCGGGAACUGGCAUAUUAUGUGAAAUAUGCAGUGAAAUAUCAAUGAAAUAUAAAGAAAGAGUACUCUCAGGUUUACUUGCUUAAAGGACUGCACAUAUAUUUUCAUCAAGUGAGGUAUGAAAUACUGUGAUUGGACUGAAGCUUAUUGUUGUAUUGUCACUUAACUCCAAUAGCAUUAAGAUUCCCUCCUUAUGUUUCCGCAGCCCACUUUUCCAAGUAGGUUUGAUAAAUAAAAUGUGCACUUGUGGUACAGA